This is a messenger RNA of Rhizopus microsporus ATCC 52813, 6702 nucleotides long. RefSeq lists its product as uncharacterized. Bases 1 to 6702 code for a protein of 2233 amino acids. The record is from RefSeq and is a predicted model, not a curated record. NCBI's taxonomy places the organism in Eukaryota, Fungi, Mucoromycota, Mucoromycetes, Mucorales, Rhizopodaceae. The transcript is spliced from 9 exons.
AUGCCAUUUGUAACACCCCUCAAAGAAGCAUUUGCAAUUGCUCCUAUCUCUGAUAGAGAAGAUGUCUUGAAAAGGUACUCGGGCAGUGUCCAUCCUGACGAAGUACACUACUUCCAGGGACUGGUUAUACUUCAAAAAAUUCAUGAUGAAGCUAUGAAGCAAAAGGACCCUUUGGCCAUAAGAAGUCCAACAGAUGUCGAAAAAACCUUGAUGGACCAAAUGACUGAAAAAUUGAAAAAAUUUCCCUUCAACAGUACACGUUAUAAUGAGCUCAAUACGCGCUUUCGCUUGUUAACCUAUCCUAUCAAUGUACUUGAAUCAACCGAGUUCAUCAAAAUGGAACUUGGCCUCGAGUUGGACCUGACAACAAAGCAACCUGAGCAAUCUCAACAGCAAGGUCAUCAGACGGAAGAACCUGUCACUCGCAAGCUACCCUCCAAAUUGGAUCCUAGCUUGAUCAAUACUGAAAAUCUAUUAAAGGCUGAAUUAUCAAAGCAUGAAAACAUGCAGAUCAAGUCACAGGCCAUUCCAGUUGUUGUAUCAUUGAUGGAGAAGGAAAAUAAUUUGACAAAGGAACAAAAGGCGCGUCUGUUUGAUAUGAUCCUGAGAUACCCUACGGAGGAUUAUCCUUCUUUUAUGAACGUACUUAUCGAUUUUUGGAGUGACAAGCAAUCUGAGUGGCAACCAAUCGCAAUGCGGUAUGACAAUUUUACCCUGAAACAACUGAACGAAAUAGCUGAAAGAAUGCCUGACAUUCUUUGGGAAAAAAAAUAUGUUCAAGCGUACCUUAAAAGACUAGCACCAUAUGCUUACUAUCACCGUUCUGCCUCUGAUUGGGACGAUGAUGAGGAUAUUUUACGAAACUACCUUGAUCAAGCAGCAGAAUUUGUCAACAAAUUACCAAACUUAUUCUUCAAAUUAAAAAGCGCAGUAUUGUUCCACAGACUCCGAAUUGAUGUUGUGAGACAGACAUGCGAUCAAGAUAAACUAGUAGAGUAUCUAGAUGUUCGCAACAUGAAGCUUGAGGAAACAAGAUCCCCUAUUCCUUCUCGUUUCCAAAAAAGCUCACCACAACAAACAAGCUUUGAUGUGGCAUUACCCCUCUUUGAGUAUGUUGAAAUCUCUACGGAAGACCAUUACAACCUUUUGGAGGCAUACUUUACCGUGCUUGUAGCUCAAAACAAGCUUACCUAUGCGACUGAGCUCUACGCUUCUCAUGAUGACUAUGAUCGCAUUUCUAAAAUGCUUGCAAAAAUUAAGCUGACGGUAAUACCAGACAGCCAUGACUAUACCGAAGAAUGUAUCAAAAUCCUUGGUGCAUAUGAAUACGACGCCCUUACACAAAAGACUCUCUUGAGUUUCAGCCCUUCCACUUGUUUCCGUUCUGUCAAGAGACGGCCACAAGAUUCAAUUGUCAUGCAUGUCAAUGCGAAGAACAUUCCCCGUUUAUCCAUUCGUGUAUUCCAGAUUGACACGGAGAACUAUUGGAGGUCGCACGUGAAGACUGACAAUGAAGCCUUUUUAUUUGACAAGAUUAAUCUUGACGGUCUGUGUCCUAAUUGGGAAAAAGACAUUGAUAUUGAUCAAAAGUCCUCUCUCUUGAUAACACAGCAUGAAGUUAUUUUUGGUAACGAUGGCCUUGCUCCUGAAAUAUUCAAUGGAAGAGGACUUUGGGUUAUUGAAUUUGUAGGCGGAGAUUGUCAGUGCCGCGCUAUUGUACAAAAGGGAUAUCUGAAGCAUAUAAGUCAAGAUAUUGUAGGAGGUCAUCUCAUCAAGGUUAUGGAUGAAGAUGGAAACUUUAUCAACAAAGCAAAAAUUUGGUUCAACAAUCAAUUUUAUGAGGCUGAUGAAUCGGACAACAUUUUGAUCCCUUAUUUGACCAUGAAUAAAUCUCCAAUAGUUGGUCAAAUGACACUUAUAUCUACGGAAGAUGGCUUUUCCGAACCUGCAGAGUUUUCUCAGGCUGUCGAGACGUACAACCUCAAAGCUACAUUCUAUAUCAAUCGUGAAAUGGUCAGCUUUAACAAAAAAGCAACGAUUGCUGUGAUUCCAAAACUUACAAUGAAUGACCAGCCUUAUUCAGCUUUUGAAAGCGCGUCGUUAAAUAUAGAAUGCUGGAAUGCAAAUGAUAUCAAGACAACAACGUCCAAAGUGGUCACAUCUCUUGAUAAGCCCAGCUUAUUUGAUUUUACCGUGCCUGAGCAAUUCCAAAGAAUACAAGCAACUUUGGAAGUCAAAGUAAAAGCUUUGGAUGACACAGUUACAACGGUCUCGGAGACUUAUGAGCAAUACUUUAGCUACAAUGAAGCUUUACCCAUCAACAUUCUUCUCAGAAAAACCGUUGAUGAUCAAUACUGCAUUUAUGUUCUUGGAGCAAAUGGCGAGCCAAAGCACGGAAAAGAAAUCUAUCUGGAGUUUAAGCACAAGUUUGUAGCCAUGACAGUCUCCGUUUCUCUUCAAGCUGAUGAAGAAGGAAAGAUCUUACUUGGUGAUCUCUCUGAUAUUGAAUCCGUGAAAUGUGGAGAGUCCAUAUGGCAUGUGUUAUCGAAGGACUUUAUAUACGCUCUUCCUGAAUCCAUCUGCGUUGAAGCAAAUAAGCCUUUUAAAAUAGUCGGUGAGGAUGUGUCCAUCUACAGAGUUGGCUACCACAACUGCUUAUUGGAAAGCUAUGACAAGUUAAAGAAAGAAAAUGGCUAUGUCACCAUCUCAGGACUUGCCGAAGGCGAAUACAAGAUCUAUACUGACUGCUCCAAGGAAAGAAGCAUCAGCUGUUCUGUGGCUCAAAGCGUAAGCAAACCAAAUGACAGGCUUUGGUCAAAUUGGGUUGUAGGAAAAAGAUCAAGCAUACGUGAGAACGGCAUUGCCUUGCAACGUCCACUUUUGGUAUCUUCAGUUACUCAUGAUACUGAUAAUAUAUCCCUUCAGCUUGAAAACUGGAGCUCAAAUACCUUUGCUAUCGUUACUACAAACGCAUUUGUACCUCAACUUAGUUAUGGUUUACAGGACGCAGAUUUGGACAUUAAAAAUUCAAAACCUUUGAUUCAGCACGACAGGUCUUUGAAAACAAGGUCAAUAUUCUUGCAAGGUAUGCAAAUUGGAGAAGAGUAUCAGUAUAUCUUGAACAGAAAGAAGCUUAAGAAAUGGGUUGGCAGCAACUUGACUCAUCCUUCAUUACUGAUCAAUCCCAAGGAACACUCCUCGACUACAUCUUCUUCCCGAGAGUUACAACAGGCAAGAAAACAGUUUACGGAAUGCCAGUUUCAAAUGGCUUCAGAAAAUAUUGCGGAAAGAGAUUGUGUCAGAGCUAUGUACAGAGGUUGCUCUGAUAGCUUUACCCCAGAAAAUAAGAAUCCAUUGGCAUUUUUGGAUAAUGUAUCACCCUUGCUCUUUGUACCUGUAGACCCUAGUUCUGGCACCAUUCGUAUAAAGCGUGACCUAGUUAGUUGCGGGGGCGCUACCAUUGAAUAUGCUAUCAUCUCUGGUGAUCAAGCUGUUUAUAAGCAAGUCAAGUUACCUCAAGAUGUCGAUCUCAAGUUCAGGGACAUUCGUCAAAAUGACAGUCUUUGCCUUGUACAAUCCAAAACCUUUUCUACGCUUGCACCUGCAGAAUCUAUUACUUUGGACACGCGAGACUAUGUGACCGUGGCCUCAGUAGAUGAUAUAUUUACUAUCAUCAAAUCCAUUUCAUCCGAAGGCGAUUUAUUUUGUCAAACGUUUGGGUUCUUAAACAAGUGGCCAACGUAUAGCUUUAAAGAAAAGUCAAAGUUUUAUUCAGACCAUGUUUGUCAUGAACUCAACGUUUGGUUGAAACGAAAAGACAUAGGUUUCUUUAACAAGGUCGUGAGGCCCUCUAUCAAGAGCAAAGUUGAGAAAUCAUUCAUUGACUUGUAUCUACUUGAACAUGACCUCUCAAUGUAUAGUCAAAACAUGUAUCUGUUUUCCAAGUUGAAUACAGCCGAAAAAGCGCUGCUUGCUACCACACAAUCCCAAGAAUUUUUGCAAUCUGUUAUCAAGAUAUUUAAAGACAGCAUAGAUGAACGUCAACAAGUCGAUAGGGCAGACAAGAUUUACGAGAAAAUUCUUGCGGCUGCCCAGACCGACGAAAACUUUGAUCCAAUGGAUGAAGAUGAUGAAGACGAUGAUAUAGGCUAUGCUGAUAUGUCUUAUGCAGCUGACCCUUACGUAAACGCUAUCGUCUCCCCUUGUUACUCUGCUUCUGCUCCAGUAGCCUUUGGAAGCGCUGCAUCGUCUUCUGCUAGAAGUGCUAUGAGACAAGCAUUAUCGAUAAAGCAACAUAGGGAGGAAGUAAUUGCAGAACAGACCUCAAGUAACGGUCCUGUUGACGAAGGCCUUGAUCCAGAGCUAGCAAAGAUGAGAGAGGAAUUACGUAUGAAAUCCAAAGAGUUACAAGCACAAAAGAAAGUGAAGUAUGAGUUUGUGAAGCCGACUACGGAAUGGAUAGAAGCUGGAUAUUAUGAAGCUAAUGCUCCGCUCAAUGUGAAGCAAUUCUGGAUCGAUUAUCUUGAAAGUAAAGGCUCCUUUUUAUCCACCAACUUUGUAUACUGUCUUGAUCAUACAACAGAGAUGCUUUGGGUACUGGCUCUGAUGGACUUGCCUUUUAACAGCCAACGUGCAGAAUUGUUAAGCCAAACUGGAAAAGAAGUUACGAUACAAGCAGAGAACACGUUCGGUCUGAUGGUUCUUUAUCGACAAUUAAAAGAAGUAGCUGAUGAAACGCAGCUAGACUCGCUCGUGAUUCAUCAAGAAUUCUUUGUAUACGAGCACUCUGUAAGUCCUGACUCAGAUGAAUGCAUCAAGGUUGAUCCCCAUAAGAUGUCGCUAGAACCGCAAACAGAAUACGGGUGUCACUUGAUAAUAAGCAACAUUUCAUCUGCUCCUGUACAAUGUGAAGUUAGUUAUCAAGCUCCUACUGGUUCUGUCCCUGUCCAGUUUAUGGGAUACCGCUGUUCCAAGUCUGUCUACAUCAUGCCUUAUAGUACCUGGCGUGCAGUGGUCGGAACCUUUUACUUCCCUGCUGCAGGAAAGUUUGCGACGGCACCAAUAACAGCUUUAGUAAAAAGACAAGCACAGUCUUUUGUGACAAAGACAACGACUGCUGAAUUGAAUGUAAUUAACAGGAAUGUAAACUCUAACGAUAACACCUCUGCUGCAAAUACAUUGUUUUGGCCAACUACUGCCUUCCAUGGCACCAAUGCCGAGGUUCUCUCUUUCCUAUCAAGCCAUAAGCGAUUGGAAAAGCUUGAUCUCAGUUUGAUCAACUGGAGAAUGACGGAUGCAAACUUUGCAAGACAGGUAUUUGAUAUUCUAUCUCGUACCCGUUAUUUUUACUCUAGGGAUCUUUGGAAGUACGCUCUCUAUCAUCGCUUUACGGAUGCUAUCAAGGAUUUGUUGCUAUUCCAGUAUGAUGAGCUGCUACGCAAGUCUGGUCAAAUAUUUGAAUGUCCUCUGGUAUCAGUUAACGAUCCGUAUGCUACCAUAUAUGAUUACUUCCCCCUCGUCAAUGCGCGUGCACAUCCUCUUCAGCCAUCAAAGCAUGAAGUCUUGAACCAAGAAUUUUACCAAAAGUACAACAAGUUCUUAGAUUACUUGUGUGAACGAAGCUCAUCACCUUCAACGACCGACUUAAUUAUUUUAACCCACUACCUGAUCCUUCAGAAUCGCAUAGGCGAUGCUCAUACAGUCUUUUCACGAAUUGAUCUUGAACAAGCAGAAAAGCAUCACGCGAUACAGGUGGAUUAUUUGAACGCUUAUUUGAAAACUCGUAUUCCGAUCACAGACAACCAUUCCCUCAUCGAGCUGGAUCUUGCUUCUAUCAAAGAGAUACUCGAGAAAUACAGAGAUUUUGGCAUUGAAAGAUGGCGCAUUAUGUUUGAUGAAUUACGAGAAUUUGUUCGCGAAAUUGAACAGGGUACAUCCACCCAGAGCUCUUCCCUUACAGCCUCUGUCCAAUCCCAUCCUAUUCUUGAAUUUACCAUUGACUCAAGCAGUAAUGAACUUGUUAUUCAGCAUGCAAACAUUAAAUCGGCAAAUAUACGCUAUUAUGAAAUGAAUAUUGAAGUGAUGUUCUCUUCAAAUCCUUUUAUGAACGACGCGGUAGAGCAUGACAGCUUCAAGUGGGUCAAGCCUUUGCUUACGGAAACGAUUGAAUUGAAUGGCCAGUCGACAGAGUGUCAAGAAGGUAAUGAUGAUGAUGGAGACUUUGAUAUGAUCGGUGCCGGACAAAUCCAAGCAAUUCAGACUUCAAGAGUGUCUUUGAAGAGUGGGAGCAAGAAUGUGCUGAUUGAAGUGACAGCAGAUUCUUUCACAGACAAUGCAGUGACAACAACUAACCGUAUUCAAAGAUCCAGUGCUUACUAUGCAAAUAGCCUUAAUGUUCAUGUUGCAGAAUCGUUUGGUAUUGUCAGAGUGAUGUGCAAUAAGACAAAGCGACCUUUAGCUGGCGCUUAUGUAAAGGUGUAUGCUCGUUUGCGGGAAUUCAAGCAUGCAAAGUUCUGGAAGGAUGGUUAUACUGGCUUAAAUGGAGUCUUUGAUUAUAUCAGCGUAACAGAAGGCAACGCCCUGGUUGGUAAUUAUGAAAAGGAUCUAAAGGCACUAUUCGAGAACAAGAUUGACAAAUUAAGUAUCUUGAUCAUGUCUGAUGAAGGUGCUGUCGUCAAAGAGGUUUACCCUCCAUUAACAUAA